Molecule: messenger RNA, 999 nt
Organism: Python bivittatus (Burmese python)
Lineage: Eukaryota; Metazoa; Chordata; Lepidosauria; Squamata; Pythonidae
Product: olfactory receptor 5AP2-like
Biological process (GO): G protein-coupled receptor signaling pathway
Cellular component (GO): membrane
Molecular function (GO): G protein-coupled receptor activity; olfactory receptor activity
Source: RefSeq, a predicted model, not a curated record
AUGUUUUAUCCACAGAUGCAACUCCUUAACAGCACUGACACAGAAAAGCCAACAAACAUUACCAAAUUCAUCCUUACAGGAUUCAGGAAUCUCCAAGAGCUGCAAAUUCUUCUGUUCUUCCUCUUUCUGUUAAUCUAUAUGAUAACUUUAGCUGGGAAUAUUCUGAUAGUUAUGCUUGUUAUAAAAGAGAAACAUCUUCAUACACCCAUGUAUUUCUUCCUUGGAAAUUUUUCCUGUAUAGAGACAUGCUAUAGUUCUACCAUUCUUCCCAAAGCUUUGAUCAGUCUUCAAACUGGGGACAGAUCCAUCUCAUUCCAGCUGUGUUUUGUUCAACACUAUUUCUUUGCAUCACUAGGAGCAGUUGAAUGCUAUCUCUUAUCUGUAAUGUCAUAUGAUCGGUAUUUAGCUAUCUGCCACCCUUUACAUUAUACAAUCCAAAUGAGUGGUAGAUUCUGUGUGCAGUUAGUCGGAGGCUCUUUUCUUAGUGGAUUUUUGGCUAUUUCCAUAACAAUCACCUUAGUGUCCAACUUAGCUUUUUGUGGGCCAAAUGAAAUUAAUCAUUUCUUUUGUGAUGUCUUCCCACUCAUAGAAUUGUCUUGCAGUGACACUCAUCUCCUGAAGAUUCUGAUUUACCUUAUUUCCUUUUUAUUCACCAUACCUCCAUUUUUGUUGACCCUAAUAUCAUAUGGUUGCAUUAUCACUGCCAUCCUGAAAAUUUCUUCCAGCAGUGGUAGACAAAAAGCCUUUUCUACAUGUUCCUCUCACCUUAUUGUAGUUACCAUUUUUUAUGGCACCAUAACAAUUGUCUAUAUCUUACCCAAUACUGAUACAUUGAGAAACCUUAAUAAAGUGUUUUCUGUCUUCUAUGCUGUUCUGACACCCAUGAUAAAUCCACUUGUCUACAGCCUGAGAAACAAUGAAGUAAAGAGGGCACUGAGAAAACAUAUAUAUCAGUUAUUUGUGAAUUUAAUCAUAAUCAACAAAACUAGCUAUGUUUAA